Molecule: messenger RNA, 3604 nt
Organism: Brienomyrus brachyistius
Lineage: Eukaryota; Metazoa; Chordata; Actinopteri; Osteoglossiformes; Mormyridae
Gene: st14a
Product: ST14 transmembrane serine protease matriptase a
Exons: 19
Coding region: 376-2883 (835 amino acids)
Biological process (GO): proteolysis; acrosome reaction
Cellular component (GO): membrane
Molecular function (GO): serine-type endopeptidase activity; protein binding
Source: RefSeq, a predicted model, not a curated record
CCUGCAGGAAACAGCGGCCAGGAUACGCCCGCAUGAACCCGAAACUCCCCCGUUUCAGUCUCUGCGGCCACAAAAAGAGAGUCGCCAUGGCGUGAUGUGCGUUUCGUUUUCCGCGUAUACUUGCACCCAUCUGUACUAGAGCUGCCGCCCGUCACACGCGUCGCUGUUUCGGCGCAGGUAUUUUUUUUCCUCUCGGUAGGGUGUUUGUUUACGGGCAUAGCGGACAAAACGGGAAGAGAUCCCACAAGAAGGGAUAAGAGAUAUCAGCAAAACAGAUCAAGCGGCAACAAACGGGAGCCGGCCGGAGGGGCCAGAAAGAAGGAAGCCGCUUGAAAUACAGCAGAAGGUGCGCGGACGCCCUUCGCCUUGCGCAGUAUGGAUCGCUCAGACGCGAAAAUGCGCUACAACACACAGGAGCCGGACGGGGAGACCUCCAUCCAGUUCCUUCCAGCAUCCGAACCCAAGCCAGUCAAGAAAGACAAGCGCAAGACGUGGGUCGUGGUCGGCGUGGUGAUCGCCGCCGCCAUCAUCGCAGUUGUGGUCGGGCUGCUUGUCUGGUGCUUCCUCAAGUCAAUGACCGUGAAGAAGAUGUACGGUGGCUCCAUGCGCAUCACCAGUGAGACCUUUCAGGAUGCCUACGAAGAUCCCAACAGCACCGAGUACCAGGCUCUUGCUGGUCGGGUGGUGUCACAGCUGGCGUCGAUUUAUCAGAAUUCGCCAGAUACAUCCAAAUAUUAUGUGGGAACAUCCGUGGAAGGUUUCAGUGAAGGCAGCGUCCUCGCCUAUCAUCUGUCUGAGUUCAAUGUACCAAAAGGUCAGGAGGACACUGUGGACCAUGCCAUAGGUACCGCCAGUAAGAUACAGAGCCGCAUGGCCGGAAACACGGAGUCGCUGAGUUUCGAGGACCUGACGUCGUCAGCUGUGGACUCCAGAAUGUUCCAGAAAAAGCUCACCUCCAAAAAGAAAUUCAUUCUUCAUGCCAAGGGAGACACGCCCCAAGAGCUAACAUCGCCUGGUUUCCCCAACUCGACCUACCCCUCCAACACCAUCAUCUUGUGGCAGCUACGAGCCGACCGGGGUAACAUAAUCAAGCUGAAUUUCGACACCUUCAUGUUGGACGACGACUGUAGGAAGGACUUUGUCAGGGUGUACGACUCGCUCGUGGAGGACGAGAGCUGCCUGCUAGCCGAGAAGUGUGGACACUACGCCCCCACAGAGCCCGUGACCUUCUUCUCGUCCGGGAACGUCAUGCUGCUCACGCUGGUCACCAAUGACAAGCACAGCUACCCCGGGUUCAGGGCUUACUUCAGCCAAGUCCCUAUAUCCACACGAGUGUGUGGUACUACACUCAGCGGGUCCAAUGGAAACUUCAACAGUCCAGAGUACCCUAACUAUUAUCCUCCUUCCGUCGAGUGCUUAUGGAAUAUCCAGGUGCCUGCCGGUAAAUAUGUCAAAGUGAGGUUUCUGAAGUUCCUCCUGUCAGAACUGGGUCACAUUGGCUCUGAUUGUCAGAAGGACUACGUAGCGAUAGAUGGGCAGAAGUACUGUGGCGAAAAGAAGGACGUGUUUGUGGUCAUUAACAAGAGCAACAUGAUGAAGGUGCUGUUCCAUGCUGACAAGUCUCUUGUCGACCGAGGGUUCCUUGCUGAAUUCGAGGCCUUCGAACCCACCAACCCUUGUCCCGACACUUUCCGCUGCAAGAACUAUCGGUGCAUCAAGCCGCAGCUGCAAUGCAACGGCUGGAACGACUGCGGAGACAACAGCGACGAGAUGAACUGCAAAUGUAACCAGACUCAGAUCAGCUGCAAGAACGGCUUGUGCAAGUCCCCAAUCUGGAAAUGUGACGGCGUGGAUGACUGUGGCGAUGGCACUGACGAGAUGGGUUGCGGGACGUGUCAGAGCGGGGAGGUGAGCUGCCAGAACGGGAAAUGCAUCUCGGAGAAGAUGAAAUGCGACGGCCAGGAUAACUGUGGCGAUGGUUCUGACGAGCAAAAUUGUGCCAGCGUCUCUGUGAUACCAUGCACCAACUUCACCUACCAGUGUGCAGACCAGAAAUGCAUCAACAAGGUGAACCCGGAGUGUGACGGUACUCCAGACUGUGAGGACGGCUCGGAUGAGGCCAGCUGCGACUGUGGCAGACAGCUCUUCAGGAUGUCCCGCAUCGUGGGGGGCCAGAACUCCCUGGAAGGGGAGUGGCCGUGGCAGGUCAGCCUGCACGUCAAUUCGGGGCACGUGUGCGGCGCGUCGCUAAUCAGCGACACCUGGCUGGUCACGGCUGCACACUGCGUUCAGGACGAAGACAAUCUGCGGCUUUCUCAGCCAGGUACGUGGGAAGUGUACCUUGGCCUGCAUGAUCAGAAUGUAAAAGACAUCCAGAGGGUGGUGAGGAAGCUUCUGAAGAACGUCAUCCAGCACCCCAACUACAACCCCUACACCUAUGACUUCGACAUUGCACUGAUGCAGCUGGACAGUCCCGUGACCUUCAGCCAGUACAUAAUGCCCGUCUGCCUGCCCAACCCUGCCCAUGACUUCCCCGUGGGGAAAUCUGUCUGGGUGACCGGCUGGGGCACCACACAGGAGGCCGGAAGAUUAGCUCAGGUGCUCCAGAAGGCUGAGGUGCGGAUCAUCAACAGCACCGUGUGUAACCAGCUGAUGGCCAACCAGAUCACUUCGCGCAUGCUGUGCGCCGGCGUGCUGUCAGGAGGCGUGGACGCAUGUCAGGGAGACUCUGGCGGCCCCCUGACCAGCCUGGACAUUGGAAGGCGCUACUUCCUGGCAGGAGUGGUGAGCUGGGGAGAUGGUUGUGCUCGCAGGAACAGACCUGGCAUCUACACACGGGUCACCCAAUUUCGUGGCUGGAUCAAGGAGAAGACUGGGGUGUAGAUGACCCAGGCAAGGGGCGGAACAUGUGACUCAACCUGCCGCCAUCGGUUAAAGUCUAGAUCCAGCCUGUGACCUCAUAGCAGCUGAUAUACAUCCGCAGACUCUGUCCCCCUGAGGACUUCACCCCAGCCACAAAUGGAGAGCAGUUACAGGGCACCUGACCCCAAAAAGUCCCAAAAGGGAUGCACUAUUUUGAAAAGAGAGCAGGACUGCAUUUCUCCCUCCUCUAUCCUCUUCCUGUUUCUAAGGUCCUUCCUUCCUUUUUGCAGUUGUAAAUAUUUUUACUGUGACGUAGCUGCAAUGCAGUCUUUCUUUGUAAUGUUCUUUUUAAUUUUGUCAAAUUGUGAAGGCGAGUCUGUCUGCUGGUGAAGGUGAUAAGCCGUAUGUCCUCAGAGGGAAGCUCCCUGCCGCUUUACAGGGGACAUAUAGAGAUAUAUAUUUUUUAAUUUGGGCUUUCAAAAUGUAGUUUCCACAUAACAGGUGCCUUACAUACCAUAAAUCUGCUUUGUAAAUCUUGGAUGAUUUUACACUGUCAUCCAAACUGAAUCCCCCAUCAAAAAAUAUCACCAUUUUUGGGGAGAAUUCAGUCAUCCAGGAGUGUCCUGACUGCAUCUGUGUUGUGUAUGAAUAUGGUUUUUAUUCCACUCCAGUUUUAUUCCACAAAGUUGUUUUAAUAUGACGUGAAUAUUUAAUACUGUAAUAAAACCUCGUGCCUCUCUUA